CACAAGCACACACACAUACACCUUUACACAAACACACACACACCUGGCUUCUGCACUCAGGAUGUCCUGUAAUAAGGUGCUGUCCUUCCUGAAGAGCCUCUCUAGGAGGAAGCCACUGGAGCCGGAUGGGGAAGAGUCCAACUUUAAGCGAUGCUUGAGCACUCUGGACCUGGUGGCCCUCGGCGUGGGCAGCACCCUCGGCGCAGGAGUCUACGUGCUGUCCGGAGAGGUCGCCAGGACGGUUUCUGGUCCCAGCAUUAUUGUGUCGUUCUUCAUCGCAGCAGUGGCGUCAGUGUUUGCCGGGUUGUGCUAUGCAGAGUUUGGUGCCCGAGUGCCCAAAACCGGCUCUGCUUACCUGUACAGCUACGUCACAGUCGGGGAGGUGUGGGCCUUCAUCACUGGCUGGAACCUGCUGCUUUCAUACGUCAUAGGGACCUCUAGUGUGGCCAGAGCGUGGAGUGGUACUUUUGAUGACCUGAUCGGAAAUAAGAUCGGCAACUUUUUUAGUGCAAAUACACCCAUGAACUUACCUGGUCUUGCUCCCUACCCAGACUUCUUUGCUGCUGCCCUUAUCAUGGUUUUGGCAGGCAUUCUUGCAUUUGGAGUGAAGGAGUCCGCCAUCGUCAAUAAGAUCUUCACAGGUUUAAAUAUGGUAGUUCUGGUCUUUGUCAUCAUUUCCGGGUUCAUCAAGGGUGACAUUGGGAAUUGGCAGAUUACACCGGAGGAAAUUUUCAACUACACAAUCACUGCCAAUCUCUCGAUUUCCAAUGAAACUUUGUCCAGUUUUGGACAAGGAGGGUUUUUUCCCUUUGGAUUUGAAGGAACGUUUGCUGGAGCUGCAACCUGCUUCUAUGCCUUUGUGGGAUUCGACUGCAUUGCAACCACAGGCGAGGAGGUUCGAAACCCCCAGAAGUCUAUCCCCAUAGGAAUUGUGGCUUCACUUCUCAUCUGUUUCCUGGCUUAUUUUGGAGUUUCGGCUGCUCUUACACUCAUGAUGCCCUACUACAGACUAAACCUUCAAAGCCCCCUACCUGUAGCCUUCGAAUAUGUGGGAUGGGAACCGGCAAAGUAUGCAGUGGCUGUUGGAUCUUUGUGUGCACUUUCAACAAGUCUGUUGGGAGCCAUGUUUCCUAUGCCCCGAGUGCUGUUUGCUAUGGCCAGAGACGGGCUGCUGUUUUCACCUCUGAGUAAAAUGAGCUCCAGACAGAGUCCCGUCAUCGCCACAAUCGCUUCAGGAGUUGUAGCAGCAAUCAUGGCCAUGGUGUUUGACCUGAAGGCUCUAGUAGACAUGAUGUCUAUUGGAACGCUCUUUGCCUACACCCUCGUAGCCAUCUGCAUAUUAAUUCUUCGGUACCAAGAAGAACCAGCUGUGAUCAGCGAGAAAGCAGACGUUCAGAGUAAGAAAUGGAAUCCGUUUCGCCCUCCAAACACGGCUACCGCUAAGAGCUCUAAAGCCGUCUCUCUGCUGACCCUCCUGACCAUUGUGUUUUCGAUCAUCCUGAGUGUGAUCAUCACAAAGGGUGUGGAAGCGGGUCUGAUUGCGGAGUGGUGGAUGAUUCUGAUCAUCACUGUGGUCGCGGUGGGUUUUCUCCUGACUAUUAUUAUUAUUUGGCGGCAGCCGCAGAACAGAACCAAGGCCGCAUUCAUGGUGCCACUUCUGCCACUGCUUCCUAUUUUCAGCACAUUCAUCAAUGUCUACUUGAUGCUUCAGCUCGGCAGUGAAACGUGGAUUCGUUACGCGGUGUGGAUGGCAGUGGGUUUGCUGAUCUACUUCUGUUAUGGAGUGCACUUCAGUGUGCAGAGGAAACGCAAUAAAUCUCAGAAACAUCCGGAGAUGGCUGAUGCUAAACUGGAGGACGAGCAGAGAAACGGCUCCAUUAUACAAACACAAACCAAGCUCUGAAGCCACGUCAAUGUCAAGUGUCUUGCACCCAGUGUUGUUGCGUGUAAUGGGGUAAAUGCACAGCUAGUGUUUUUCAGCCAACGAUUAACUUCCGGUGAAAAGUUAAUGAGACUAUUUUUAAUUUCAUAAGGUUCCUUUUACAGCAUUAAUGUUGUGAUGUAAUAAAAAUACAAUAAGUGUAAUAGACUUAAGCAUUCAUUCAUGUUGUUCGAGCUUAAAACGAGAUGAAACACAGUGUAAAUGCUAGCACCGUCAGGAGCAGCAGGCUAGUGUGGAAAUUCCAUUAAUAAAUACUGGGGUAAGAUAAAUUGUCAUAUUUUAAAGACAUGGCGGCGGGGAAUUUAAUUUAAUGCAGUGCUUCUUGUCCUGUCUGAGAUCCACAUUAUAUCACAUAUCAAUCAGGCAGCAAAGAUCACUGAUUUAUCAAGAAAACAGAUUGUAAACAGGCCGAUUUUAAAACGGAAAGACCAUUCACCGGAAGUGAUUGUGCUGGCUGACUGAAAAUGAAAAAGUCUGUGUGCAUAUACUCCAUUAGUUACAAACUAACUAGUGACUGUGAAUUACUUUUAAACUGGAAAAAGUAAAGUAAGGAUUUACUUUUAAUUUCUAGGUAAUUAAAUUAGUUACUUAUAAUAGACUUGCCUUAAAUACUGUACAUAAAUUCAACAGCUCUGUAUAAAUCAAUUCAGAGACCGGAGGAACAUAUAUUUUGCAGAUUAACUCUAUUUUUCAACUAAAUAACAUUUAUAAUUUAGCAAGAAAAUUGUAUAUGCUUAUGACAAAAAAUCUGAAAUUAUGUAAAGUUCAUGAAUGUUUGGUGUACAUUCAGAAAAGCAGAGUAAUUGUAUUUAUAUGUAUUUUUUUGUUAAUAAAAUGUAUUUUAUGACUAAAA
Danio rerio (zebrafish) is the source of this 2795-nucleotide messenger RNA. RefSeq names its product zgc:175280. Gene Ontology annotation, biological process: L-lysine transmembrane transport; amino acid transport; transmembrane transport. Gene Ontology annotation, cellular component: membrane; plasma membrane. Gene Ontology annotation, molecular function: transmembrane transporter activity; L-arginine transmembrane transporter activity. The record is from RefSeq and is marked provisional. Lineage: Eukaryota; Metazoa; Chordata; Actinopteri; Cypriniformes; Danionidae.